AUGGCUAAUGUAACGGAAGAAAGAACACCCUUGUUAAGCAUUAUUGAUAUUUAUCUCUCAGUUGGUGAACUAAAUUCACGAAACGAUGAUAUUCCUCUUCAAUCACAAAUACCAGUUUCACAUUGUCAUGUCCCCGAUAAACAAUUUGAUUAUUCGGCACGAAAUCGUCUUGUUAUUGUUCUUAUUCUUUGUCUUAUUUUCAUGAUAAUUGAGAUUGUCGGUGGUAUAUUGUCGAAUUCAACCGCUGUAAUAACCGAUGCAGCACAUAUGUGCAUUGAUGCAGGCAGUUUUCUUAUAUCAUUAGCAGCGUUAUAUUUAGGUCGAAAAAAGCCGACAAAAGCACUUUCAUUUGGUUAUAUUCGAGCAGAAGUUCUUGGUGCGCUCGCGAGCGUUUUAACCAUAUGGGUAGCUACUGGUAUUCUUGUUUAUAUGGCGAUAAAACGUUGUAUCGAUCAAACAUUUACAGUGCAACCAACUGAAAUGCUUGUUGUUGCUUCAUGCGGUGUUAUCUUCAAUAUAGUAAUGUUUCUUAUAUUACAUCUUGACAUGUGCGGUCGUUUAAUUCCUCAUCAUGGACAUUCUCAUGCCGAUAAACAUAAUCAUUCACAUGAAGAUGAAUCUUCAAUAGAUAAUCAUUUACAUAGUCGUAAUCGCGAACAACAACCGUCUCAAUUAGUGAAAUCAUCGAAUAACAUUAAUAUACGAGCAGCUAUUAUUCAUACUAUUGGCGAUUUUGUUCAAAGUAUCGGAGUUCUAGUGGCUGCUAUACUAAUCAAAAUAGACUCUCAAUAUAAAUUAGCUGAUCCAAUAUGUACUUUUGUUUUCUCAAUAUUAGUUCUUAUUACUACAUUUACUAUCAUGCGUGAUAUUAUUUUUGUUCUGAUGGAAGGUGUUCCAUCUAAUGUUAAUUAUAAAGACAUUAUUGAUGAUCUUCAUAAAUUACCCGGUGUUCAAAAUGCACAUAGUUUACAUAUUUGGUCACUGUCUAUGCAGAAAGCCGCCUUAUCAGUUCAUGUUGCAAUAAAUCGUGAUCAUGAUUAUUUGCAAGUUUUACAUGAUGCGCAGCAAAUCCUUCGUGUUAAACAUUCGAUAACACAAGCAACAAUUCAAAUUGAACCCUACGAUGAAGAGAUAAUGACAUCAUGUGAAAACUGUAAUCCACGAGUUACUUGA
Molecule: messenger RNA, 1173 nt
Organism: Rotaria socialis
Lineage: Eukaryota; Metazoa; Rotifera; Eurotatoria; Philodinida; Philodinidae
Source: the annotation of a GenBank genome assembly